AGUACUCUCAUAAGUUUAAAUCACCACUUUUUCCGAUGUAUCUCUUUCGUUGGUUGCAUGAAGACUGUCUUGAAAAUCAAUAGCACUAAUACUGAAUCCUUUCUUUUUUUACACAUGCUUAUUUUAUGCAUGAGACUACAUUGAAUAAUUACGAGAAAGUUUAAUGAAAAAGUUUAUGAAUUCAAUAUGACCCUUUAUUAUAGAAAUUUUCAUAAUGUAUGUAUACGCAAAGAAACUUUAUUCUAAAAUUGGUCGCUGUAAAACUUCAAGAUAUAAACUUUAUCAAGUGAGAAUAAAAAUAGUCUACGUUUGAGAGAGGCUAUUGAACUAAAUUUAUAGUUACGAUGGCAACGACAAAAAAUAUAAACUGGAAUAGCAAUACUCAAUAUGCUUUUGGUCUUUACAAGCUUAUUACAAAAUGUCUUGGAACUUGGCCAUUCGACUGUCAAUCAAUCUUAUCAAAAAUACAAACACUGAUUGUUGUUAUUCUCGAGAUUACAAUGGCAACCAGCAUUCUAUUAGAAUCUAAUCUCAACUGCGGAGUAUUACAUGAUAUAAGCCAAAUGUACGCGCUAAUAGCUUGUUGUUUUAUUGUAAUAGUAAAAUUAGCAACGCUCAGAAUUAAUAACGGAAAAUUUCUCAGAAUUAUGUCAUCGAGUAUAAACGACUGGACGACGAUGCUAGAUCCAAAAGCUUUUGAAAUUAUGAGAAAGAAUGCAAAAUUGGCUCGGUUUGUUUGCCUUUUUCAAAUGAUUUCUGGUUAUCUGACAGACGCUAUUUUUAUUACGGGGCCAUUAAUAUUUCUCACUAUAUAUGACAUGCCUAUUGAUGCUAAUAUGACGAGCAAUUCCUCUGUUCCUAAAUUUCAACCUCUGCCUUUGGGAACUGGAUGUUUAUUUAAUGAAAUGUCAACACAUACAUAUGCUGCAAUUUAUAUCCUACAAUCGAUCCAAAUUUUAUCGACAUGCACUGGUAACGUAGGAUGUGACUGUUACAUUUUUGGGAUAGCUUUACAUGUCGCCGGACAACUCGAUUGGCUAGGAGAACAAUUUCGAACUUUGAAUAUUAAAUCAACUGAACAAGAAUACACGAAAACACUCGGACCUCUUGUAAGAAGACACAAUCAAUUGAUACAGUUUGCAAACGAUUUGGAAGAUUCAUUCAAUCUUUGUAUUAUCCUCAUACUCGCGGUGAAUAUGGUACAAAUCUGUUUAAGUGGAUUGCAGAUGAUCGUAGACUUGCGAAAUGGAGACAUUGCCUCAGUCAUUAAUGGAGCCAUCAUUUUUUACGUGUUUAAUCUUCAAAUUUUUCUUUAUAGUUAUGCGGGUGACCGAUUGAGUUCUGGAAUAGCAAACUUACACACCGCGAUAUACUGUAGUACAUGGUACAAUUUACCACAAAGAAAUAUUAAAGACCUGGUGUUUAUUAUGCUUAGAACUCAUAAAACGUUUAAUUUAACCGGCGGAAAAAUUUAUGCCAUGAAUAUUGAUAGUUUUAAAAAUAUUCUGAAGGCUACUUUAUCGUACUUUUCGGUUAUGCAAGCUAUGUUAGAAGAAUAAAUGUAUAUUGAACUUUAUAACAAUAAACAAUAUGAUACAUAGUCAAAAAUA
Cotesia glomerata is the source of this 1610-nucleotide messenger RNA. Its product is annotated as odorant receptor 13a-like. Gene Ontology annotation, biological process: detection of chemical stimulus involved in sensory perception of smell; sensory perception of smell. The transcript is spliced from 3 exons. The coding region runs from base 345 to 1559 and encodes 404 amino acids. The record is from RefSeq and is a predicted model, not a curated record. Gene Ontology annotation, cellular component: plasma membrane. NCBI's taxonomy places the organism in Eukaryota, Metazoa, Arthropoda, Insecta, Hymenoptera, Braconidae. Gene Ontology annotation, molecular function: odorant binding; olfactory receptor activity.